UAUGGUUAACGUAAGGAAUAUCACGGUUUACAUGUAUAACUAGUAAAACUUAGAGAUUCUGUCAGCAGGUACAGACACUCUUACUGCCAUAUUAAAAUAAAUUUCACUUGUUCUGCUUAAUGAAUUAUCAUUUUCAUAAUGAAAAGUAAUUAGUCUAUAUUUAAAAGUAUUUUUACGAACCCCAUCGGCCAUUCCCAUUUGCUAUCGAGCAAAAUAUAUUUUGCAAAUUAACCCAACCCCCCGAUUUUUAUGAUUUAUGGUGGUUAAAUGCUAUGAUUAAAAAUGCUUUGAAGAAAUUUCUAAAUCUAGCAGCAGAAUUGUAAAUCAUGUGGGUGAAAAAGUUUUUCUCCGUAUUCUGCUGUGCCUCGGAAGUUAUAAAUAGAACAGGUGCUUUCCAAUAUAUGACAUCAUGGAAAGGUCGUUCCUUUCGGGUCUCUCUGGAUUUUUCCAUAACGAGAUAACUCUUGACGUCAUGUAAAAAUAUUAAAUGGUGGCGAAAACAGGAACUUAAAGAAGCAUUAUUGUUUUUUACCAAGCAUGUAGACCCAGAGAGUCAUGUGGAGGUGGAUAUGUGGGAUUCCAAGAGCGUUACGGCAGCACCUGCAUAAUCCGCGACUUUCCACCACUGCCUGUCUAGAUGAAGAAAAGAACAAGAAAGACCAAACCAGAUUUUGUCAUGCAACCAGCAGACAAAACAAUUUCCAUGGUAAACAGAAAGAUGACCAUGAAGAUGACAGGGAGUGGUGGAAAAACAAACCACGGUGGAAUAGUUUUACAUCCUCGGACACUUUAGGAGUUUUGGGAUUGGGUGCAAUUGUUUACCUUAGCCUUCAGAUUUCAAGAUGUCACCAAAAAGUGAGAGAGAGAAAGGAGAAGCCUGUUUAUGCCAGGAAUUGUUUGCUCUCACAAAUUUCCCAGAUAGCAUAUUGUCUGCCAUCAACCGUCAGAAGAUUUGGCGAUCAGGGAGGAAGGCUGCAGGACAGUGGAAAGAUUCCAGUAGAAAGGGUAGGUCCUGGAAACAAAGAGGAUCCAUUGGAAAAAGUAUUGAAUGAGUUUGAAAAUGUAGUGCAGAAGUAUGUGGCUGUAGCUAAAAACAUUCAAGCUCAGCGUAAAGCAAAGACAGGGGAGAUGACUGAGGCAGUCAGCAUGUGGGAAGAGGCCAGCGAUAUGGGAUACUCCCGAUCCCAGUUCAACCUUGGCCUCAGCUAUGAAACAGGUCAUGGAGUCACAAAGGAUGCUAGGAAGGCUGCUAAGUAUUACAAGUUAGCUGCAGCUGAGAACCAUGCCCAGGCUAUGUAUAACCUUGCCCUUAUGUACCAGGAAGGGGAGGGGAUAUCACAGAAUACAGACAAAGCUACCAGUCUGAUGGAGAAAGCAGCGGAUCUUGGACUGGCUCAGGCCCAAACAUACCUUGGGGUGCAUUAUACAGAACCUGACUGUCAGAACUUCAACAAGGCUGUGUCACUUUUCAGUGAGGCUGCAAAACAAGAGCAUCCUGAGGCACAGUACUUCCUGGGAAUUUGCUAUGAGCAGGGCUGGGGAGUAGAGGUAAAUGAGUGCAAGGCAGCCCACCUGUACUCACAAGCAGCCCAGUCUGGGCAUGAUGGAGCUCUGUAUAAUCUGGCCGUGUUUCAUGAACAUGGAAUAGGAGGAUUACCUGAGGAUUUAAUAUCAGCAGAGGAGCUAUACCGAAAAUCUGCAAACCUUGGUAAUGAAAUGGCAGGAGAAAAAGUCUUGGAAAUUGAUGCCAAGAGGGUGGUUAAACCAUGGAAGGGGAACUAUCCAAGCUGUAAAAUGGACGAAUUCCUGUAUGAUAUAGGUAUAUACCAGUUCCGUGAUAGCCAAAAUGACAGUGCCAGUGUAUCUCCUGGAAGAGAGGACAGAAAGUUUAUACUUCAAAGUGAACAGAAAACAGAUUUAAAGGGAAAUACCUCCAAGAUCUCUCUCCACUCGUCUUCCUCUUCUCCGUCUCUAUCGGAGUAUGUUCGCCAGCACUUCUCACAGCUACAGAUUGGGGCGGUUCCUGUCUCUGAUCUUCUGCCACUACUUUCCACUCACGAGUCGGGAGAAGUGUGGCAUCCUCAGUUUGGGAGCCCCAAAAUCACCUCCCCUGUCUCUCCCUCCGUGUUGUUCACACUGGGAGAUGAGGAUGAGGAGCUGAUGGCCGUUAACAGAUUGAACCUUGCUGUUCGUCAGACGGACAUACAGUUCCAGAUCCCAGAAAAGAACCAUCACCAUUUCUGCUCGAUGAUACAGAGGAACUCCACCAUGCCAGAUCUACAAAGUCAGGCAGUGUCCUGUGUUUGAUUAUUUCCUUCUUAUUAAUAUGUUUUUAUAAGGCAUUCUCAUUUGAAGGUACAAUGUAAUAUGGCAUAUAGUAUGAUUUUGUCCGAUUUAAAUGCACAUUUAAGUACUGUAGCUUAUAAAAAAUGACAAAAUUAUAGAAUACAGAACCAUUGAUAUUUUUGGUUGUGUUUAACAAUUUUUGCAUUUUAGAACUGUGCACAUUGCAAAUACUUGAGAAAUUCACGACAUGAUAGUAAAUGGUCCAUUAAAAUGCCAAGGGUUUUUCUUUUACAUGUGUCUCCUAUCUUAACAUUUCUCUUGUACUUUUCAGCUAGGAUUUACAAUUUCCUUUACAAAUUUUGUUUAGGGCUAGUUUCUACACUAUGACAGUGUAUCGAAGAAACAAAUGUGCAUGUAAUGUAAGAAUUUGAGAUGUUUGCGAAAGUUCCAGUGUAGCAUUUAUAAACUCCUUUGUUGACAGCUUCAUUAUUACAAAAGUCCUAUGAUAUUGAUAUUUUUAAUACUUUUUAUUUGUGUUUGAUAUUGAUUUAUUUUAAUUCAUCAGUUUGGAUAAGAUAUUCUCGAUUGUGAUUUUGAAUUCCAGCACAACAGAUUUUAUCAAUCAUAAGUUACAGUUCAGGUUUGAUUUAUUGUAUGUACAAGAUUGUUCUUCACAAAUUUCAACUCGUUCUUCAUUUUACAAAUAUCAUUACGUAAUACUCACAUUUUCUUUGAGGAAUGUUUAUGCAGUUUAAGUAGGUGUUCUGAGCCUCACAGAAUUUUGAUGGUGUUUUUAAUACAUUUGUGUUCAUUCAUUUAUUUUGUUUCCUCUUAGGUGGAAUUUAUUUGGUAAAGUGCUACAUAUCUUAUUCUACUUCAUACUAAUUGUGCUCCAUGCCAGCACACUAAACUCACCCAGCAAUGUCCUGACAUUAAUCAGAGCUUUGUUAACACUUGUUAUUGUUUACAGUCGUAUUUCUACACACAGUUUGAAAAUAAACAUGUCAUUGGUGUGUA
Messenger RNA from Ostrea edulis (European flat oyster), 3303 nucleotides. RefSeq lists its product as uncharacterized. The coding region runs from base 556 to 2307 and encodes 583 amino acids. The transcript has 10 exons. The record is from RefSeq and is a predicted model, not a curated record. NCBI's taxonomy places the organism in Eukaryota, Metazoa, Mollusca, Bivalvia, Ostreida, Ostreidae. Gene Ontology annotation, molecular function: protein binding.